Molecule: messenger RNA, 744 nt
Organism: Salarias fasciatus (jewelled blenny)
Lineage: Eukaryota; Metazoa; Chordata; Actinopteri; Blenniiformes; Blenniidae
Product: trypsin-2-like
Exons: 6
Coding region: 1-744 (247 amino acids)
Biological process (GO): proteolysis
Molecular function (GO): serine-type endopeptidase activity
Source: RefSeq, a predicted model, not a curated record
AUGAGGUUCCUGGUUUUUGCCUUGCUCGUUGGAGCUGUGUGUGCCACAGAAGAUGACAAAAUUGUUGGAGGGCGUGAGUGUGUCCCUCAUUCCCAGCCCCAUCAGGUGUCUCUGAACUCUGGCUAUCACUUCUGCGGUGGCUCCCUGAUCAAUGAGAACUGGGUUGUGUCUGCUGCUCACUGCUACAAGUCUAAAAUGGAUAUUGUUCUUGGAGAUCACAACCGCUGGUUCAUGGAUGGUAAUGAGCAGAUCAUCUCUGCUGAACGUGUGAUUCCUCAUCCCAACUACGAGUCCUAUCUGGUGAACAACGACAUCAUGUUGAUCAAGCUGAGCGAACCCGCCACCAUCAACCAGUUCGUUCAGCCCGUGGCUCUGCCCUCCAGCUGUGCCCCUGCUGGCACCAUGUGCACAGUGUCUGGAUGGGGUGUGACCAUGAGCUCCGGUAAGCACCACAACCCUGCUGACAGUAACAAGCUGCAGUGUCUGAACAUCCCCAUCCUGUCUGAGGAAGACUGUGACAACUCCUACCCCGGGAUGAUCACAGAGGCCAUGUUCUGUGCCGGAUACCUGGAGGGAGGCAAGGACUCCUGCCAGGGUGACUCAGGCGGCCCGGUCGUGUGUGACGGGGAACUUCAAGGUGUUGUGUCCUGGGGAUUUGGAUGUGCAGAGAGGAACCAUCCUGGUGUCUAUGCAAAGACUUGCAUCUUCAUUGACUGGCUGCAGAGCACCAUGGCCUCUUACUGA